UGGCAGACCCAGAGGAAAGGCAUAGUCCUCUUGCUUUAUUCCAGUAAAUGGACUAAAAUCCCCUCAAUCAAUAAACUCAGAAGAGGCACGUUCUUUAGAAACGGCCACAUUAGCAGCAGGAGGAGCACGUAUGAACAGGACGCAGACUUCAUCUUCAGCUUACUUGGAUAUUUAAACCGUUUUGACAGCUUUCCCCACCUGCGGCUAUUUCACUGACAUUUCUUCUGGGCUUCAUGUGAGCAGGGAAUGCAUAGACAUGAAUAGGUAAUGUGCAUUUUGUCUGUGUUUCUUGGAGCACUGCAGCAAAGAAAAUACUGCUCAGAAAUUGCUCACACGACUUCUUUUUCUCUCUUCUAGUUUUAUAGGUGACAUACUUUUUGCAGGCAGUUCAGCUGUCACCCUUCAGGAAACUUGGUUGAUCAAAUUUUUUCUGCAUUGAGGCUUUAUUCCCUGGAAUGCUAGACUUUGACUGAGAAUAGUUAGUGUGACUGAUAGUCCCUCUCUUCUGUUGCUGAAGGUUCUUUAAAAAAACACACACGUUUGGGCCAUCUGUCUCUAAUUCUCAUUCUUACAGGCUGACGUCUAAAAGUGCAUCCAAAAAUGCAAGGAUUUAAGUGUAUAAUUGGUGCACCGUAACAUUCAGAUACUACGAGUUGGCAGUCAGUCUCUUGGGAUGCUAUCAAACUGAUCUAUUGACAAAAUCCAAAAAUAAAACUUGUAACAGAAAAGGAAUUUAGGAAAGAGAAGAUAUUUAUCUGUAAAAAAGCCUUAGCGCAUAAACUUGAGUAAACAGAGUUUGUGUCUUCAGGGGAAUUACUUUGGCCAUCUCAAAGAACUUGUUUCUCUUUCAAUAAGUAACCAAGCCCACAGAUUUCCCUCCUCCUUCCUCUGCUUUUCCCUUUGCCUUAGCUGUCGAUUGGUCUCUCCCUCUCUUUUUCACAAUUGUUUUACUCAGCCGACUUAUGCACUGAAGAGCUGCAUUUCUGCCUGCAUAAAUAUGAAAUGGGCUGGAUGGGAUUAGGGGGAAGUGGCAACUCCGCCUCUCCCAUCAGACACAGGACUAGAUUAGUGGUGGAGAUGGAACAAAACACAGAGUACUGGCAGCAUGACAAUAACCAACUUUGCUGUGGCCCUAAUGCUAGGGAGCAUCCUUAUCGUGGGUUGCUUUGACAAGUCAUCCAGUACAUCUAUUUACCAUCGUAUCCAUCAUCAGCAAUCUCUUCACCUGCCUCUACCCACCUCCCAGAAUCAUCAGCCUCACCAUCCUUUGCCCGCUCAUGGCCAUCACACAGGUUGCCCAAAAUACGCAGGCAAAAGUGGCUCUAUUGGAGACUUUGUGAAUGUCACUGAGUUUGGUGCGGAUUGUUUAAACUGGGUGGAAGUGCCCACUUUUUUGGAGAGGACCCCAGGUAAAGGGCUUGGUGAUCACAACUUCUGCAGAAACCCAGAUGGGAGGAGUAAACCCUGGUGCUUCUUCAGGAACAACCAUGGGAGGAUAGACUGGGGCUACUGUGACUGCAAACAAGGGUCAGUGCGUCUUCGAGGGAGCAAAAGCAAGUCAGAGGGAAGUGUUGUAGAAGUAUAUGUAAAUGGUGCCUGGGGAACAAUCUGUAGUGGCCAAUGGGAUGAUAAUGAUGCUUCAGUUAUAUGCCGUCAACUUGAGCUUGGAGAUAAAGGAACGGCUAAGAAAAUUGUAUUAUCUGGAGUGGGCCAAAUUUCUGCUUUCUGGACUGAUGUGCAAUGUCGUGGCAAUGAAGAAAAUAUACUUCAGUGUGCAAAAGACAUCUGGCGCAGUGGUGCAUGCCCACAGGAUACAGCAGCAGCAAUCACAUGUAGCGUUAUACAAGCAAAAGACUCUGUUUUCAUCCCUGCACGUUUGGUUGGUGGGAGCUCUCCCUAUGAGGGACGGAUAGAGGUCUAUCAUUCGGGCCACUGGGGCACAGUGUGUGAUGAUCAGUGGGAUGAUGCUGAUGCCGAAGUUGUUUGCAGACAGUUGGGUUAUGGUGGUGUUGCAAAGGCAUGGAGUCAAGCUCACUUCGGAGAAGGAGUGGGCUUUAUUUUACUGGAUGAGGUACAAUGCACGGGGAAUGAACUUUCUAUAGAAGAAUGUCAGAGAAGCCCGUGGGGUGAACAUAACUGUGGCCACAAGGAGGACGCAGGAGUAUCCUGUACCCCACUGGCAGAUGGUGCAAUUAGACUAGCAGGUGGGAAAGGUAGCCAUGAAGGGCGUCUGGAAGUGUUCCACAAGGCACGGUGGGGAACUGUGUGUGAUGAUGGCUGGACAGAUCUGAAUACACAGGUGGUGUGUCGCCAACUUGGAUACAAGAAUGGAAAAAUUCUGUUGGAAAACCACUAUGCAGGCAGUGCUGGUGUGAUCUGGUUGGAUGACAUAAGCUGCACAGGAAAGGAGUCCAUGAUAAGCCAGUGCUCUAGGAGAGACUGGGGGAAACAUGACUGCAGCCACCAAGAGGAUGUCCACAUAGCUUGUCACCCAGACAAUGAGACUCAUCGGCCUCUUAGUGGUCCCCCUUUGAGGUUAAUGGAUGGCGAGACAAAGAAAGAAGGGCGUGUAGAGAUUUAUCUCAAUGGCCAGUGGGGAACUAUCUGUGAUGAUGGAUGGACUGAUAAGGACGCCUCUGUAGUUUGUCGGCAGCUUGGCUACAAGGGUCCAGCAAAAGCAAGGACCAUGGCUUAUUUUGGAGAAGGAAAGGGGCCUAUUCAUGUUGAUAAUGUGAGGUGCACAGGAUAUGAAAGGUCUUUGGCAGACUGUAUCAAGCAAGAUAUUGGCACACACAACUGCCGCCAUAGUGAAGAUGCUGGUGUGAUAUGUGAUUACAUUAUUAAAAAGUCAACGUUUGCUGCAAAUAAAGAACUGUCACCACUUGUCUGUGGUUCAAGAUUACAACAUCGUCGGCCAAAACGUAUUAUCGGUGGGAAGAACUCUGUAAGAGGGGGCUGGCCAUGGCAGGUGGCUUUGCGGCUGAAGUCUUCUCACGGUGAUGGAAGAUUGUUAUGUGGUGCAACUCUGAUCAGUAGCUGCUGGGUGCUUACAGCUGCUCACUGCUUUAAGAGGUAUGGUAAUAACACACGCAGCUAUGUGAUACGUGUCGGGGACUACCAUACACUCGUACCAGAGGAAUAUGAAGAGGAUAUGACCAUCCAACAGAUAAUAAUACAUAACGAUUACAGACCUGAUGGCAAUGACUAUGACAUUGCUCUGAUUAGAUUGCAUGGAACAGCAGAGCAGUGUGUACAACUAAGCACCCAUGUAUUACCAGCUUGUUUACCACUUAGGCGAGAAAGACCCCAAAAAACUGCAUCAAACUGCUAUAUUACUGGAUGGGGUGACACUGGUCGGGCAUAUUCUAGAACUUUACAACAAGCUACAGUAACAUUACUUCCAAAGCGUGUCUGUGAAGAACGCUACAGGAGUCAGUUUACUGGAAGGAUGCUCUGUGCCGGAAGUGUUAAAACACAGAAGCACGUAGACAGUUGUCAAGGUGACAGUGGAGGUCCUCUGGUAUGUGAACGUUCAGGGGGAAGCUGGAUCGUUUAUGGGGUAACCUCUUGGGGAUAUGGCUGUGGUGUCAAAGACUCUCCUGGAGUUUAUACAAAAGUGUCUGCUUUUAUACCAUGGAUUAAAAGUGUGACCAAUUUAUAAACAUUGAAAGUACUCAACAAAUGAAGACAAAGCCAAGUCAUAUAUAUGUUACAACAUCAGAAAAUUGACUGUCAGAAUGCCUAAUCUUAGGUGGAUGCCAUAAGUAAGUUAUUACUUCAAUUUGCGUUUUAAUGUUUACAUGGAACCUGGGCACUUUGAAGAAGCCAGUGCAACAGGACUGAGAAGUUUAUCCGACUAUUUGGACAUCUUGCUUUGAUGUUUUGUUGGUUAUUAAAUGGAGACAUGUGUGUGUGAAAAAUAAAGCCAAAGACGCUGGAGCAAAAUGUUGGAAAGUAUCUUCAGAUAUGCCAAUGUUUGCUCAGGGAUCUAGACAGAGAGUGUAUAUACUUAAUACUCAAUGCAGUUCGGGUUAGAGUUAGAGUAUACUGUAAAUCCAAGAUACAUGUUUUUAUUCCAGAAUUGUUUUUAUUCUGUAUAUCAGCAACAGUACUUCAUUGAACUAUUGCCUUUCUGUAUUGAAGUUAGUAAUCUAAUGAAUUAUUUUCAGCAGAAGAAUCCAAUGACCUAGUUUACAAGCAGUGUAAUUUAAACAAAUGUAUGUAAAGUGAAUUAGGUGGCUAAGUCAGACUAAUGAAAUUUAGUUGCAAAUAUAAAAAAAAUUAAAUUCGUCUUAUUUUUCUCUACAUGAAUAUGCUUAUGGACAGCCAUUAAAGGGUUGUAAGAGUGUAUUAAAGCUAUAUAAAUUGUUCUUAUAAAGUACUUUCCUGGGAAGUUAAAAUGACUAUGGCCUAAAAGCUACUAGCUAGCUUCAAAAAACUUCCAUGGCAAACACUGUAAUCGCCUGACAAACUCAUGCCAGAUGCCUGUAAAAAGUUUAAAGGAGAACUAAACCCUAAAGAUGAAUAUGGCUAGAAAUGCUAAUUUCUAUAUACUAAACUGACUGCACCAGCCUAAAGUUUCAGCAUCUCUAUAGUAGUAAUGAUAUAGGUCUUUACAGUUGUCACAGUGGGUUCCUAUCUUGGAUUCCAUUAGAACUGUUUAGGACAGUGCACAUGCUCAGUGGGCUCUGGGCAGCUGUUGAGAAGCUGAGUUUAGGGGUCUGAGCAAAUCAUCAAGCAGAAAAUGAGGCUGACCUGUCAUAUAAACUGAUGCUAGGGGGCUGAUUAUUAAAUUCUGAUGCUAGUUGCACUGGUUGCUGAUCUUCAAUUUAGUAAUUAUCAGUAUUCAUUUAUAAUCAGCCUUAUAUUAUACAGUAUAUAUAUAUAUAUAUUGUGAGUCGGUCCCUAAGCUCAGUAACUGACAGCAGCACAGAGCAUGUGCAGUGAAUCAGCAGAAAAGAAGAUGGGGAGCUACUGGGGCAUCUCUAGGGACACAGAUCUUCCAUUCUAAACGGCUGUGGUUGCCUUGGGCUGGUACAGAACCCCAAAACAUAAUGUCCAACAUUUCUGCCCUACAUCUUUAGUUACACUUUAGGCUUUUUUUAGGAAAAUGCUAACAAACCAACAUUAGCACAAGUGCUUAUCAGAUUUUAGUGUUAGUAUAGUGAAUGUGUGUAUCUAACCUUCCAUCCAUUAUAGGUACAGGAGUAGGAUCCUUUAUCUGGAAACCUGUUAUCCAGAAAGCUAUGAAUUAUAGGAAGGUCAUCUCCAGUAGACUCAAUUUUAAUGAAAUAAAUGAUUUCUUUUUUCUCUGUAAUAAUAAAACUGUACCUUGUAAUUGAUCCAAA
Molecule: messenger RNA, 5348 nt
Organism: Xenopus tropicalis (tropical clawed frog)
Lineage: Eukaryota; Metazoa; Chordata; Amphibia; Anura; Pipidae
Gene: prss12
Product: serine protease 12
Exons: 13
Coding region: 1106-3661 (851 amino acids)
Biological process (GO): proteolysis
Cellular component (GO): membrane; extracellular region; glutamatergic synapse
Molecular function (GO): serine-type peptidase activity; peptidase activity; hydrolase activity
Source: RefSeq, a predicted model, not a curated record